AUGUACAUAUUUGUAGAUAAAAUUCCUAGCAAGUAUUUAGGUCGAUUAUGGUUUAUACAUGUGAUUCAUGACUCAUUGGAAUUGUAUUUGGAAGAAGGGUAUUUCACCAGAGAACAAGUUGAUUUGGUAAGAAGGGCUUAUUUAGAUUUGUGCAAGCAGUUAAGAGAACAGGUUAUACCACUUGUUGAUGCUUGGGGACUGCCUGAUUUUAUUAUUAAAGCUCCAUUAGGAAGAUAUGAUGGUGACAUUUAUACAGCAUACUUUGAUGUAAUUAGAUCUGCACCUAAUUGUAUUGGUGUACCAAAAUAUUGGCAAGAUCAUAUUAAACCAUUAACUAGUUCUACCACUAAUUUCUAA
Messenger RNA from Entrophospora sp. SA101, 357 nucleotides. NCBI's taxonomy places the organism in Eukaryota, Fungi, Glomeromycota, Glomeromycetes, Entrophosporales, Entrophosporaceae. The record is from the annotation of a GenBank genome assembly.